AUGAAGCAAUUUAUUUGGGAAAUAAUAUAAUUUGAAAGGAAGUUAGAAUAUUGUCGUUAAGAUUUAGCACUUGAUUAAGGAUUUUCCAUUGAAUUUUUUCCAGAAACUAUCACAUAUUUAGGAUUAAAGUAGUUAUUCCAUAGAGAAAUGAAAGGAUUUUUCAAUAGGUAUGAUUCUGAUCGAGAUGGAAAAUUAUCAUUCAACGAUAUUUAAUAAUUUGUCUAGCCACGAUAACUAGAGUAUCAGUGCUUUAUAAAGAAAGGAGGAAAUUACAAUCGAUUGAUUGAGUUAAUUGAAAUAGCUGAAGAAUAUGAGAAUUAUUUGAUGGACAAUAUUGAGACCUUGGAAUUUUAGGAGAAUAAUUAGAUUUCAAUAAAAUAAUUUUUGAGUUCUAAAUUUAAACAACCAACUGAAAAAGACAUAUGGUUUUUGAAUCAAAGAUUUGAAUGUUAUACAAUUGAAGAGUUUUUGGGAUAUUUUGAAUAGUAUAAAAAAGCUAAUUGA
This is a messenger RNA of Paramecium octaurelia, 504 nucleotides long. NCBI's taxonomy places the organism in Eukaryota, Ciliophora, Oligohymenophorea, Peniculida, Parameciidae. The record is from the annotation of a GenBank genome assembly.